Vicia villosa (hairy vetch) is the source of this 2896-nucleotide messenger RNA. RefSeq lists its product as uncharacterized. The record is from RefSeq and is a predicted model, not a curated record. Bases 217 to 2571 code for a protein of 784 amino acids. NCBI's taxonomy places the organism in Eukaryota, Viridiplantae, Streptophyta, Magnoliopsida, Fabales, Fabaceae. The transcript has 19 exons. Gene Ontology annotation, molecular function: protein phosphatase regulator activity; protein phosphatase binding.
UAUGCUGGUUGUAAUGCUCUUGUACACUUGUAUACGAUCUUUCUCCCGCGAUUGAAGGUUGUGUUCUUCUCUCUCUCGAUUGGAUCUCCCUGAGUCUCAUCGUUCCCGAUUCUAGGGUUUCCCAUCCAAUUGCAACAUUUCCUUCAAUUCGCUUCGUUUCUAGGGUUUCUCCGUUGCCAGAUCCAUUUUUUUCUUCUAUUCAGAUAAUAAUUCAUCAUGUUUUGGCGAAUGGCUGGUUUGUCCACCGCGUCUCCGGUGGAGACCAUUUUGGAUAGGGAGAAUUUCACUUUGGAGGAACUACUUGAUGAGGAUGAAAUUAUUCAAGAAUGCAAGGCUCUUAAUAGCCGGCUUAUAAAUUUUUUGUCUGGAAAAUCACGAGUUGAACAAUUGGUACGAUACAUUGUUGAAGAGGCUUCUGAGGAUGCUGAAAAGAAGCGGACUUUUAAGUUUCCUUUUAUUGCUUGUGAGAUAUUUACCUGUGAAGUUGAUAGCAUACUCAGAGCUCUGGUAGAAGAUGAGGAAUCGAUGAAUUUGUUAUUCUCCUUUUUGGAGCCAAAUCACUCCCAUUGUAACCUACUAGCUGGAUAUUUUAGCAAGGUAGUUGUAUGCCUGUUGUUGCGCAAGACAGUUCCUUUCAUGCAAUAUGUUCAAGCUCACCAGGAAAUUGUGAAGAACCUAGUUGAGUUGAUUGGGAUUACAUCUAUCAUGGAGGUUUUGAUUCGCUUGAUUGGCGCAGAUGAGCAUAUGUAUGUAAAUCAUGUGGAUGCAAUGAAGUGGAUUGAAGAUACUGAUGUGCUUGAGAUGAUUGUGGACAAGUUUAGCUCUUCAGAUUCUCCAGAAGUGCAUACUAAUACAGCAGAAACUCUUUGUGCCAUUACACGAUUUGCUCCAGCGGGGCUCACUGCCAAAAUUUCCAGUCCAAGCUUUAUAGGAAGAUUAUUCUGUCAUGCUCUAGAAGUUUCUCGGCCAAAAUCUGUUCUCGUUAACUCGUUAUCUAUAUGCAUAUCUUUGCUAGACCCGAGAAGAAUUUCUUUCGGAGCUUAUCAUUCCUAUAACCGUCAAAUGACUAACGAAUCCACUGUUACUGCAAAGCCCGAGAUUGUUGAAGGCAUGCUAGAAAGCUUAGGUGAUCUACUAAAGCUUUUAGACGUUUCUUCAGCUGAAAAUUUUUUGCCUACUACUUAUGGCAAGUUACAACCACCUCUUGGAAAACAUCGUUUGAAGAUUGUAGAGUUUAUAUCAGUCUUAUUAACUAUUGGUAGCGAAGCUGCUGAGGAGAAAUUGAUUGAUCUUGGAGCAGUACAAAGAAUUAUAAACUUGUUCUUCGAGUAUCCUUACAAUAACUUUCUGCAUCACCACGUGGAAAACAUUAUAAUAUCAUGCUUGGAGAGCAAGAGAUCUUCUCUUCAGGAACAUAUUCUCCGUGAUUGUGAUUUUGUUGGGAAAAUUAUUCGAGCAGAAAAGCUAUUAACAUUAGAAGCCGGUACAAAUAAGCCGACAUCACCAGCUGAGGAUAAAUCACCACCUAGGAUAGGGAUCAUAGGUCACUUGACCCGGAUAUCUAACAAACUCAUCCAGUUAGGGAAUAACAACAGUGUGAUUCAGGAGCAUCUGCAGGGAAUUAGUGAAUGGACAGAUUGGUACAUGAAUGUUUUAUCAAACCGGAAUGCUGUGGAAAAUGUAUCUCAGUGGGCAUGUGGGAGACCGACAGCAUUGCAUGACAGAAAUAGGGAUAGUGACGAGGAUGAUUUCCAGGAUCGGGAUUAUGACGUGGCAGCCUUGGCAAAUAACUUAAGUCAGGCCUUCCGUUAUGACAUUUAUAAUAAUGAUAAUGAUGAAGACAUGGACGAGGUUCACUCUCUUGAACGUGACGAUGAGGAUGUUUAUUUUGAUGAUGAAUCUGCGGAGGUUGUUAUAUCUUCUUUGCGGUUAGGAGAUGACCAUGAAAGUGGAUCUCUCUUCACAAAUUCCAACUGGUUUGCUUUUGAGGAGGAUAGAGAUCAAGUAGCCAAGGAAAGGUCAACUGGCUCUCUUGCUUCUCCAUCACCUAAGGCUGAGGAGGAUGUUAAAAAUGCCAGUGGAGACGUGGCUGCUAGUGAAGAUGAAGAUUUGGCUGAUACUGCAACUUCUUCUCCAGAAACAGAACCUGAACCAGAACUGAAAUUAGAACCUGUUGGAACUGAUAAACCCGUCGAGUGGGUUGAAUGGAGGGAGUCUUUAGAUGCCAGUGACCCUUCAGAGGUUCUUCCCAAUGGAGAACUUGAGUCAGAAUCAGGGAACAAUGAUCUUAAUGCUCCCGACUCUUCAUCUCCGGCAUCCAACGUUGCAUUAACGAAGGAUGAGCAGAUCGAUGCUGCACCAUUAGCAUCACUGGAUGAAAACCUCAGUAUCCCUGAUCCAACUCAAACAGAAAGUGAAAUUCCAACUCCGUCUGCGUCUAGUUCUAUAGAUGAGGCAACGGCUGAAGUUGAAGAAGACAGUAACAAGGAUGAGGCAACGGCUGAAGUUGAAGGAGACAGUAACAAGGAUACGACAGAUGACAGUAAAGGUAUUGAAGAAAUGAGUAGCUAAUGUAAAUUCCUCUGAAUUGGCUUGGGUGAUUAUGCAAAAUUAACCAGGUGGGAAGAUAAAAUUUGGAGUCUGGCUCGGCAAGAGUAUUUAGUACCUCUUUGCACGCUGCUAUAUUUUUUAUAGGAAUAAUAUUGAUUCUUUUAUUCCCGCCUACUUCUGAAGCUAGAAAUCCAAUGCCUGAUGAUGUUUUAGCUCAUGCUGUUUAGGUGCUACUGAAUUCUUCACCUGUUCAUAUCAAUAUUUAGCUCGCCCAAUUAGGUGCUACUGAAUAUUCUCGUUUUUACUGUUUAAUUAUUCAUGUUCAUACAAGUACGUCUUUUCUAAA